Messenger RNA from Brienomyrus brachyistius, 3785 nucleotides. It is a transcript of the gene paxip1, whose product is annotated as PAX interacting (with transcription-activation domain) protein 1. The record is from RefSeq and is a predicted model, not a curated record. Gene Ontology annotation, cellular component: nucleus. The transcript has 21 exons. Gene Ontology annotation, biological process: positive regulation of transcription initiation by RNA polymerase II. Bases 127 to 3402 code for a protein of 1091 amino acids. NCBI's taxonomy places the organism in Eukaryota, Metazoa, Chordata, Actinopteri, Osteoglossiformes, Mormyridae.
CGCGCUUAGUACUGUUUGGCGCUUAUGUACUGUUAGAGGAAGAAAUAUUGCUACGAAAAUAACUUUGUGUUGUUUUGUGUCCGCUGAUCAGUCACUCCUUUUCACUGGAUUACCGUCUUCAAAAUAAUGUCGGAUGAGGAGCUGAAAGUUCCGGACGAGCUGUUUAAAGAUGUCAAAUUCUACGUGGUUGGGGAUAUUGACCAAAAGGUGGUGCAGUUACUCAAGGCAGGUAAGGCGAAGGAGGUCUCCUACAAUGCAUUGGCCACCCAUAUCAUAGCUGAGGACGGGGACAAUCCCGAAGUCGGAGAGUCCCGCGAGGUCUUCGACCUGCCUGUCGUCAAGCCUGCUUGGGUGGUUUUGUCUGUGAGAUGUGGAGACUUGCUUCCAGUGACAGGUUUCUCCCCAGAAUCCGGGCAGGUAUUCUUCGGUGUCACUGCAUGUCUACCCAAGCUGCCAGAGGAUCUGAACACUCUAUGGGCAUUAAUUACUUUCUACGGAGGAGACUGUCAGCUUAAUCUUAACAAGAAGUGCACUCACUUGGUUGUGCCGGAGCCGAAGGGGGAGAAGUAUGAGUGUGCUCUCAAACACUGCGGCAUUAAGAUCGUCACUCCGGAGUGGAUUUUGGAUUCAGUGGCUGAGAAGAGCAGGAAAGAUGAGGCCCCGUACCACCCCCGGUUGACCUAUCAGGAGGAAGAGGAGGAGAGUGAGGAGGAGUAUGACCGUGGUUCUCAGUCGGACGGCAGCUAUGUGGAGCGGCGUUCCCGGCGUUCCAGCCCACCUUUCUCCCGGGACGGUUCCCCGCUGAGCACGACCCGCGGGCCAUCUCCAAAGCUCGAGCGGCGGGAUGAGCUCAUGUUCGACGACUCCUCUGACUCAUCCCCGGAAAAAGAGGAGCGGAACCUGAACUGGACCCCCGCGGAGGUGCCCCAGCCCACCUCCGUGAAGCGGAGGCUACAGGACAGAGACUCGGGCCUCAUCAAUUUGUGUGCCACCGUGCCCCCCUUACCUGGCGUUACACCCCCUGAUGGCAGAGCUGCCAUGCUGAGCACGGGGCAGGGUGCCGCAGCCUUGGAUAGGCCACCCGAUGUCAUGGGGCCCUGGAACCCCACUGCACGGACCCUGAGAAACAUCACCAACAACACCGACAUCCAGCAGGUGCCCAGGCCCUCCAACGUGACCCAGAUUUUACAGAGUCUUUCAGCACCGCCAAAGGUGGAGCAGCAGUCAAAUCAGGGCCAGAUGGGCCACCAGAAUCCUCUUCUGUUCAACCAAGUCAAACCACAGCCCCAGCCCAUCGCAGCAGAAGCCCAGCAGCCUCCGUCACAUGGAAUCCCACAGCCGCUGCAGGUGCAACAGCAGCAGCAUCAGCACUCACAGCACCACCCACUUCUCCACCUCUCGCCGCAGCAGCUCAUGCAGCAGCAGCAACAGCAGCAGGGUCCCCCGCAGGGCUACCUGCAGCAGCAGCAGCAGCAGCAGCACCAGUUCUUGCAGCAACCACAUCAGCAACAAGUGUUCUCGCAGCAGCUGCAACAGCCGCCACAUGCCUUCAUGCAGCAGCAGCAGCAACAGAUUCGUCCGCAGCAAAUGCUUCGGCCCCCACUACAGCCGCAACAGCAUGCAUUACAGCAUCAUGCAUUACAGCAACAUUUGCAGCAGCAGCAGCUUCAACUGCAGUUGCAGCAGCAGCAGCAGCAGCAACAGCAGCAACAACAACAACAUCUGCAGCAAAACCAUCAUCAGCAGCUGCACCACCAGCAGCAGCAGCAUCUACAGCAACAGCAGCAGCACCUGCUGCAGCAGCAACACAUGCAACUGCAGCAGCAGCAACACCAUCUCCAACAACAGCAUCAACAGCAGCAACAUCAGCAUCAGCAACAGCAACAGCACCAGCAGCUCCAAGGCCCUAACUCCCAGCAGCCCCUGCAGCACCAGGGCCCCCUGCAGUCCCUACAGCCUCAGCAGCUGUUCGGCCACGAGCCCGGCUUGGACAUUCCCGAGGACAGCUUCCUGGCUGGCUGCAUCUUCUCCAUCGCCGACUAUCCCGAGCAGAUGGCGGAUAAGCAGCUGCUGGUCACGUGGAAGCGGAUCAUCCAGUCUUAUGCUGGGACUGUGGAUUCGUCCCUGAGCAGCCGCUGUACUCACCUCCUGUGCGAGAGCCAGGUCAGCAAUAUGUACGUCCAGGCUUUGCGAGAGGGGAAGCGGUGUGUCACAGCCCACUGGCUCAACACCAUCCUGAGGAAGAAGAAGAUGGUCCCACCCCACAGGAUGCUGCAUGUGCCGUUCGCAUUCCCACCUGGUGCCAAACCUUGCUCCCAGCAUAUUAUUUCUGUGACCGGUUUCGUGGACACGGACCGGGACGACCUGAAGCUGAUGGCCUAUCUGGCUGGUGCCAGGUACACAGGUUACCUGUGCCGCAGCAACACAGUCCUCAUCUGUAAAGAGGCUAGCGGGCUGAAGUACGAAAAAGCCAAGGAAUGGAGGAUCCCCUGCGUCAAUGCGCAGUGGCUGUGUGACGUCCUCCUGGGCAACUUCGAGGCCCUGCGGCAGAUCCAGCACAGCCGAUAUGCAACGUUCGGACUUCCCGAACCGCUGGCGCCCAGUCCGCACCUGGUGCAGAACCUGCUGGCUGCCUGGAGAAACCCCGUGAAGAUCUCCCCAGAAAUGCUGGUGAGCAUCCGCCUUCAGCACAAGCACAAGCAGACCGAGUCCAGCUCCCAGCCUCCUACCAAGAAGCCCAGGCUUGAGGAGCUGCCCACACCCUUGAAGAAGCUUCCGGCAGAGUCCACCCCGUACGUUUUCUUCACAGGGUUUGAGCCCAUGCAGGUCCAGCUGUAUAUAAAGAAGCUGUAUGAGCUCGGGGGGGAGGUGGCCGAUAGCGCCCAGAAGUGCACCCACCUCAUCGCAGGCAAGGUGACCCGAACCGUCAAAUUCCUAACGGCCAUUUCCAUCGCGAAGCACAUAGUCACGCCUGAGUGGCUGGAGGAAAGCUGGAAAGCCCAGAAAUUUGCCGACGAGCAGAACUUCAUGCUGAGGGACGCCGAGGCGGAGGUGCUGUUCUGCUUCAGCCUGGAGGAGUCGCUGAAGAAGGCGCGCUCGGCCCCUCUGUUCAAGGGGAAGUAUUUCUACAUCACCCCCGGGAUCUGUCCGAGCCUGACCACCAUGAAGGCUAUAGUGGAAUGUGCAGGGGGGAAGGUCCUGGCCAAACAGCCGUCUUUCCGGAAGGUGAUGGAACACAAGCAGAACAAGAGCCUUCCGGAGAUCAUUUUAAUAUCAUGUGAGAAUGACCUCCACCUAUGCAGAGAAUACUUCUUAAAGAACAUCGAUGUCCACAACGCAGAGCUCGUCCUAACGGGGGUUCUGACGCAGACCUUGGACUAUGAUUCAUAUAAAUUCACAUGAUGGAGCCGCCUGUAGACGUGAUUGGGCCUUACAGGCCCCCCCCGUGUGAUCCUCCUCCUCCCACCUCCAGACGGCCGACACUGGAGAAGGCCGAACAGGUUCCUGCUAGUCUGGGCAGUAAUAAUGUACAGCUGCGUGAUACUGGUUAUCAGUCUGCAAUAUUUUAUAUACAGUUACUACUCGGAAUCAAUGUCGUUGCAUUUUUUUUUAAAGAAUUGAGUGAUGACAGUAAAACUUGAACGUAAAAAGAAAAAGCUGUUAUUUUUAAAGACUUUAAAUUAUAGAUCAAAAUAAAUGUUUUUUACUGUAAAGUUCUUAAUUACGUGUUCCUUUUGUUCUCUUUCAUGAUUUUCAAAUAAAACUUUGUGGCUGUCACCAUGUAA